UCGAAGGAUGGAAUUACUUUUCCUAUUAAUGUUCAUCGAUGUAACACAAGCUGGGACGAACACCGGAAGUUGUAAAGACAUGUUACAGGGUUGUCUGACAGGACAACUGUCGUCUGCUCUAGGAGCAUAUCAAGUAGAAGCUUUGAGGCGGGAAUUUAAAAGUUUUACUGACGUCAUCGAGAAAUCCAUGAAGAAGUUUAAGGAAAACAUGAAGUCUGAAGUUAAGACACGUGAGAUAGCAGUUGAUUACUUCCUUAGAAUAAAACAGCGAAUUCAGGUUAUGAAUUAUAUUUACUACUUCUCUACAUGUAUGUUGAUUUCCUUAUCAGAAACUACUAGUAGCAAUAGCAGUGCAGUUUAUAUCAGAUGGGGGAAGAAGACAUGCCCCUCCAAUGCCGAGUUAAUCCAUUCAGGGUUUACCGGAGGCUCUCAUUAUGGUCAUAAAGGAGCCGCUGUAGAACCUCUCUGUUUACCGAGGAAUCCUGCGUGGGGACUGUACAAUGAUGGGCUCGAUGGCACCAAAAGUUACGUUUAUGGUGCAGAAUAUAAAACUGGUUCUUUUAGAGGCUACAUUAAAACAGUUGAUAGUCACGAUGUUCCAUGUGCUCUUUGUUUGGUCCGCCAUAGAUCCGUUGUUCAGAUGUUUCCAGCACGGAAAACGUGUUACAAAGGCUGGACCCUUGAGUACCAUGGUUACCUAAUGACAGGUCAUUAUACUCACGCAGCUGGAACAACCUACACCUGUGUUGACAGCCAUCCCGACACUCUUCACGGUGGCGCUACAGGUAGAGGUGUCGGUUAUAUGUUUUACAUGGUGGAAGCUGCCUGCGAUUCCUUGACGUGUCAUCCUUAUGUGGCGGGAAGAGAACUUGUGUGUGUCGUCUGUUCUAGAAAAUAAAACAUGAAUUCCUAUCAUAACCCUCUUUGUUCGUUUUUUUAACGUUACGGAAAAGA
Molecule: messenger RNA, 954 nt
Organism: Magallana angulata
Lineage: Eukaryota; Metazoa; Mollusca; Bivalvia; Ostreida; Ostreidae
Exons: 3
Coding region: 8-898 (296 amino acids)
Source: RefSeq, a predicted model, not a curated record